Messenger RNA from Mesorhabditis belari, 1134 nucleotides. The record is from the annotation of a GenBank genome assembly. NCBI's taxonomy places the organism in Eukaryota, Metazoa, Nematoda, Chromadorea, Rhabditida, Rhabditidae.
AUGACAAAAGGGAAAAUAGAUGUAAACUCCUGCAAACAAAAAGAGGGAUCCAUCCAGAUCUACGAGAAAAGUUGCUGUGGAGGGGAUUGGAAUGAGAGACAUUUUGUGCUCUACAAUGACUCUCGAUUGACAUGGUUCAAAGAUAAAGACUCUCAUUCUCCGAUCGGCACAAUCCUUCUCAGAAAUGUUGUUCAAUACAUUUGUGUCGGUUUGAUGACGGAUAAAAUGCCGGGCAAAAAGCCGGACCUUCCGAAAGACGCGUCAAGGCAUUUGCUUGUCGGAAUUGGAAUAGAUCAGAAUGCUUCUAAAGUCUAUUGGCUGUUGUUCAAGACGGCGAGUGAUAUCGAAUCCUGGUUUGUGGAAAUCGGAAAAACCCUACCUCCACCGCCACAACAACCUCCUCCACCAUCCGAAGCACCACACCAACAACCCGGAAAUAAUCCCGAUUUUCCAAGACAGCAACAAAUAAAUAAUGGUAAAUCAGGUCCACCGCCUGCCUAUCCAUCAGUCAAUGGAAACUAUCAACCAGGCAAUGGAGGCUAUUUUCCACAACCUGUCGGGUCUACAGUAAUUGUGCAACAACCGGGUUUUGGAGGAGGAUACGGAGGUGGUGAUGAUCGAAUGCUCACCGGGUUAUUGCUUGGGUCAAUGGUUGGAUAUGGCAUGGGCAGUUUUUGGGGUGGUCCAAUGGGCUUCUAUGGGCCGAUGGGUGGUUUUGGCGGUGGAUAUUAUUCGAAUAACGACACUACGACAGUCAACAAUUACUAUGAGGGAAACGAUCCGAACGGGCAACAACCGGCGGGAGGAGAUGCUGCUGCGGGUGCGGGCCCGGUUGACGGAGGAGAAGCAGCAGCCGGAGGAGACACUCAGGCCGGGGCCGACGGUGAAAACUACGACAAUGAUGGUGGUUAUGAUCAAGGCGAUUAUGGUGGCUACGAAAAUGGAGGUGGUUAUGAUCAAGGCGAUUAUGGUGGCUACGACAAUGGAGGUUACGGCGGAGGGGAUUACGGUGGUGGGAAUUAUGGAGAUGGUGGUGGAUAUGAUUACGGUGGAGGCGGUGAUUUUGGCGGAGGUGGUUAUGACUUUGGCGGCGGGGAUUUCGGCGGUGGUGGCGGUGAUUUUGGGGGUGGCUUU